CUAAAUCUCUAUAGAAAACAUCAUCCAUCAGUCUGAUUUCCGGGGAUCAUUUUGGGUGAAAAGAAAAAACUGAUUUUGGAUCCCAAAUUAAGUGCUAUCUGUAAAUAUAGAGAAGGAGUUGAUUAGGGUUUUUAAUUGUAAGCAUGAAAAAGAGACAGGUGGUGGUGAAAAGAGAUGUCUCCAACACCUCAUCUUCUGUAAUCAGAAAUAUUCGAUAUGGCGAGUGCCAGAAGAAUCAUGCAGCAAAUAUUGGAGGGUAUGCUGUGGAUGGUUGCAGAGAAUUCAUGGCUAGUACAGGGGAGGGAUCUAGUGGUGCUCUUACAUGUGCAGCUUGUGGCUGCCACAGGAACUUUCACAGAAGGGAAGUGCAAACUGAGGUAGUAUGUGAGUACUCUCCUCCUAAUUCUGGUCGUUGAUCCCUUAAAAAAGAAAGGGGAAAAAAAAAAAAUAUAGUUCAGAGUUUGUGUGUAUCAAAUUAAUUAACUGAUUGAAUUUUUCUCAUCUAUCUUUUCUUUCUUUCUUUGGGUUCUUGUAAGCGUGGAUUGCCA
Gastrolobium bilobum is the source of this 548-nucleotide messenger RNA. Its product is annotated as mini zinc finger protein 3-like. Gene Ontology annotation, biological process: regulation of developmental process; regulation of DNA-templated transcription. The transcript has a single exon. Gene Ontology annotation, cellular component: nucleus. Lineage: Eukaryota; Viridiplantae; Streptophyta; Magnoliopsida; Fabales; Fabaceae. Gene Ontology annotation, molecular function: transcription cis-regulatory region binding; DNA-binding transcription factor activity. The record is from RefSeq and is a predicted model, not a curated record. The coding region runs from base 144 to 416 and encodes 90 amino acids.